This is a messenger RNA of Arachis stenosperma, 1466 nucleotides long. Its product is annotated as probable WRKY transcription factor 65. The transcript is spliced from 2 exons. Gene Ontology annotation, biological process: regulation of DNA-templated transcription. The record is from RefSeq and is a predicted model, not a curated record. Lineage: Eukaryota; Viridiplantae; Streptophyta; Magnoliopsida; Fabales; Fabaceae. Gene Ontology annotation, cellular component: nucleus. Bases 275 to 1063 code for a protein of 262 amino acids. Gene Ontology annotation, molecular function: transcription cis-regulatory region binding; DNA-binding transcription factor activity.
GAUGAAGUAUUUGAUCGCACGUCGUCUAAUAAAGAAAGGGCCAUAGAGAUAGGUUGGCCAAUCUGUCAACAUGAAUCCCCAUUUUUAAUUCUUCUCUCACCUCUCUUCAAUUUUCAUCGUCACUAUUGGAAUAUAUACAAUCUAUUAGCUUAGCUAUAAUAACCCUAAUUUUGAUUUCAAUGCUGUAGCUUAGGCGCUUAGCCACAGCCACAAUAUAAUUCAGCAUCAGCAUCAGCAUCAACUACGGUUUCUUGUGGGAUCAAUAGUCAAAUCAAUGGAUAGUAAGUUGAGGAACAGGAGUAGUAGGAGUAGCAGAAAUCUGUAUAUGAAGGAACAAGAAGACAAUGAUGGUGCGGACUCCCCUCCUUCAAAUUCCACCCUCUUCAACAUUGAUGCCUUGGUUACUUCUUCUCCAUCAUCUUCAAGUAAGAGAAGGCGAGGCGUAGAAAAAAGGGUGGUGCAUAUAAGAAUAAAGGAGGGAGAAGGACCGAGGCUAAAAGGGGAAAACAACACUCCACCACCCUCAGAUUCAUGGGCAUGGAGGAAGUACGGCCAGAAACCCAUAAAAGGUUCCCCUUACCCGAGAGGAUACUACAGAUGUAGCAGCUCAAAGGGGUGUCCGGCGAGAAAGCAAGUAGAGAGAAGCCGAGUGGACCCCACCAUGCUGGUAGUUACAUAUUCAUGCGAACACAACCAUCCAUGGCCUUCUUCACGGAACCACAAUAGAUCGUCUACUAAGAAGCCCCAGCCCUCCGCCGAGGACCUACUUGUGGACCCGGUCGAACCGGAUCUUGAGGGCCACGACUCCAUCAUUCAUGACCUUGGCUGGUUCCGUGAUAUCUCGGGGGCUCCCACCACGUCUUCGCCCGCCGUACUGGACAGCCCCAUAUUCUCUGGCUACGACGAUGCGGAUGUGGCGGCCUCGGUGGUGCUGCCCAUGGGGGACGACGACGAGUCGCUCUUUGCGGACCUCGGAGAGCUGCCCGAGUGCUCCCUUGUGUUCCGGCGGGGGCUCUUGGAGACGGCGGAGCAACGGCGGCGCUGGUGUGGGACCCCAAGUUGAUUACGGAACUGGUGGUGCUACAGCUUGGAUCGGAAGAUACUCUACAUUUUCAAUUAUUUUCUUUUUCUUUAUAAUUUCGGUUUGUUGAGGAUAGGAAAAAAAAAAAAGAAAAUAGAAAAGGAGAGAAAUGGGAACAAGUGGGAAUGAAAAGGGGAAUAAAUAAGAUUAAAAAAAGAUUAAUUAGGGAGGGUAUGUGUAUGUGUAUGUGUUGUAUCUUGUAUGUCUGAACGUGGUUGUAAUUAGCAUAACUUGGCCGUCUAUCACCAGCCAUCUUCUAUUAUUUUUUGUGUGGUCCCCCAUCUUUUCUCUCAUUUUCCUUCAAUUCCCAGCACCAUAUAUAUCAUAUAGUUUUACAAUAAGUCAAUACAUAUCUUACCUUCAAAUGGUAAUCAAAUUUUUUGAA